Suillus fuscotomentosus is the source of this 315-nucleotide messenger RNA. RefSeq lists its product as uncharacterized. The coding region runs from base 1 to 315 and encodes 104 amino acids. The record is from RefSeq and is a predicted model, not a curated record. The transcript is spliced from 2 exons. Lineage: Eukaryota; Fungi; Basidiomycota; Agaricomycetes; Boletales; Suillaceae.
AUGGGUGCAGGCCCCGCAGGUCUCAUAGCUGCUCUUGCUCUCGUUCACAACAGGUGCUAUGACAUCAUUAUCAUGGAUGUCGUAGGCAAAGGAUCCAAUUCAUUGAGAUCCAUCGCCAUACACUAUGCAGCCAUGGAGGCUUUAGCAAGCAUCGAUGUCGCAGAUGGGUUACUGUCUCGAGCCAUCAAGGGAAACGCGCUUUUCAUCCCUGUGACCGAGCUUGUACUUAUGCAGAAGUUGCAGAGCCUUGGUGUGCAGGACGAGUGUCAGCGCUCCAGCAACCUCAAACAUUCAUUUCGCUGCGCUCCCAAGUGA